This is a messenger RNA of Bombina bombina (fire-bellied toad), 3654 nucleotides long. Its product is annotated as protein unc-93 homolog A. The record is from RefSeq and is a predicted model, not a curated record. Bases 86 to 1468 code for a protein of 460 amino acids. The transcript is spliced from 8 exons. NCBI's taxonomy places the organism in Eukaryota, Metazoa, Chordata, Amphibia, Anura, Bombinatoridae.
UGAAUGUAUUUUACUUGAAGAAGAAAGAAGCUUGAACGAUUGCACUGGAUAUUUGAAGUUAAAAAAAAAUAAAUGAAAAAAAAAAAUGGAUAAAUAUCUGAAAAACAUUCUUGUUGUAUCUUUUGGAUUUUUGCUUUUGUUUACAGCUUAUGGAGGGCUUCAGAGUUUACAGAGUAGCCUCAAUGCAGAUGAAGGUUUAGGAGUAGCUUCCCUGAGUGUAAUCUAUGGAGCACUUAUUAUCUCUUCAAUGUUCGUUCCACCAUUUAUGAUAAAGAAAAUUGGAUGCAAGUGGACCAUUGUUGCUUCUAUGUGCUGUUACAUCACAUAUUCCCUUGGAAAUUUCUAUCCUAGCUGGUACACACUCAUUCCCACAUCUUUGAUUUUGGGAUUUGGAGGAGCUCCCUUGUGGGCUGCAAAAUGCACAUAUCUUACAGAGAGUGGAAACAGAUAUGCAGAGAAAGCUGGAAAGGUUGCAAAGGAUAUUGUCAAUCAAUACUUUGGACUAUUCUUUUUAAUUUUCCAAUCAUCUGGUGUUUGGGGAAACUUGAUAUCGUCAUUAAUAUUUGGUCAGACUCCAGACGCAGGAUAUAAUGUAAAUGUUACUAACUAUGCACGCUGUGGAGCAAAUGACUGUCCAGCUGAAAGUAUCAGCAGCGGAAAUGAUACAUCAACAUCUUCAAAUCAACCAUCAGACAGCCUAAGAUACACUUUACUGGGUAUUUAUACAGGCAGUGGAAUAUUAGCUGUUAUACUUAUUUCUACAUUAUUAGACAACAUUGAUUUAAAAACCGAACAGAAUAAUGAUGGGACCAAAGAAGAAUCUUCUUGGAUAAAAAUAAUAGAGACCCUUAUGCAACUAAAGGAUAAACGCCAAUGUCUUCUUAUUCCUCUGACAAUGUACAGUGGUUUUGAACAAGGAUUCCUUUCUGGUGACUACACAAAGUCCUAUGUGACAUGCAGCCUUGGGAUACAUUUUGUUGGAUAUGUGAUGAUUUGCUUUGCAGCAACUAAUGCUCUUUGUUCUUUGCUGUUUGGAAAACUCUCUCAAUAUACAGGAAGAAUAUCCCUUUUCUUCUUUGCUGCAGCAAGUAAUAUCGCAUGCAUUAUAGCACUGCUUUUGUGGAAGCCUCACCCAAAUCAGCUCGCAGUGUUCUUCAUAUUUCCUGCUCUUUGGGGAAUGGCUGAUGCUAUCUGGCAGACGCAAACCAACGCUCUCUAUGGAGUAUUAUUUGAUGACCGCAAGGAAGCGGCUUUCGCCAAUUACCGCCUUUGGGAAUCAUUGGGUUUUGUCAUAGCCUACGGAUAUAGCACAUUCCUCUGUGUAUCUGUAAAACUGUACAUUAUCCUGGCAGUACUAAUUAUUGCAAUGUUGAUGUAUGUGUGUGUUGAAUAUGUAGAAUAUAAAAAAGCAACAAAUUGUGCACCCAAAAAGGACAAUACUUCCCUACAUAAUCAGACACAGAUGUAAAUUGAAUUUGCUACAUGAAAAUAGGUAAUUUUGUUUAUAUCACACUUAAGAGUCAGAUGUAUCAUCUAUAGUAAAAGUAAGUUUAUUGAGCGCUGCAUUGCCAAAGAUUGGUAUGCGAAAUGCAGAUUGUAAAGCAUGUCAUUUUGUGAGCAAAAUUUACAUUGUUAUGCACUCCAUGGAUACACCCAUUGAAAAAAGGCUCUCAAAUGUAUUUAUCCUAUCCCCUCUGCUUGCGGUGAAACAUAAAUGAGCUCCUGCACUGAUUAAGCAACCACUGUGUGGUAUGUUGCAGGGUCACUGGUUUGGUUCCUACAUCAUCAUUCAUCCUCUUUAACCUUUUAAUGCUGUUAUGCCUUUCUAUUCUGUCAUAAUUACACUGGGCUUUAGAGCCGUUAUGACAACAUAGAACGUCAUAGCCAAUGGCUGUCCUGAAGCCUUCUGUGCUUCCUGGAUUUGAUUGCGGUCUGGAGGGCGUUCCUACGGUUAUAGGGAUGCCCCCCAGACGCGAUCCAAUAAUUGAAAUCUUGCGAUCGUUUGCACAAUUGCAUGGUUUCAAUUUGUCUACAUCGGAACAGUUGUUUCGAUGUAGAGACUUUAGCCCUGGCAGGAAAGGGUUAAAUUAAGUAAAAAAUAAACAGCAGAACUAACAGCAGGGAUGGUAUAUUUAUCUUGUCAAUGUUGCUUUCGUCUAACUGGUAUACAUGCAAAACUCCAGGGAUGCUUUGCAGCAGAGCUCCGCCCACUUAGAUUCAUCCCAAAACCAGCACAUAAAAUACUAGUAGUAUAAUUUAGCCAUACUGAUUGCUUAAAGCAGUUUAAAUAAUCAAGUUCCUCGUCACCUCCCUCACCUCCUCUCAAGCACAUCAUUGACAUAGAAUACCUUUAAAAGAAGUAGCAAAUUAAGAAAGGAAGGGUUACAUCAUUAACCCAUCAGCAUAACACCACAAAGCACUUUAGCUUAUUUUGGGCUAGAUUAUGAGAGGAGUGCAAAAUUGCCCUUCGCAAGAGCGAUAUUUCCUUUCCUCUCAGUAAUACCGGUGCACGCAUUUGCAUUGCAUGGAAGCUUUGAGCUUACGAGAUCGUGCCUCUAUAGGUUCUAAAGGGAUCCUCGUUCUGAUGCCUAUAGACAAGGCAGAGAACCUAGCACAGCGAAGGGGGUAAGUUGCGCAGCAAAUGUUAAAUAUAUAUGUAUAUGAUAUAUAUAUAUAUAUAUAUAUACAUACACAUAUUAACACAUAAAUAUAUACAUAUAUAUUAACAGUUUUAACACUGUCCCCAUAGACAGCAAUGUAAAGGCACCCCACAUCCACUCAGUUUAACCGCUAAUAACUGCUUCAUUAAAGUAUUUAAAAAAAUAAAGAUGAUACCAUUUUUUAUUUUAAAUAGGAACCAUACACUUUAUUUUGGGGGGAAUUGGGGGACAAUUUUUUCAUUAACCAGAGAUCUGAUCUCUUGCGGUAAUGAUGGUUAUAUAAAUGGGCACAUGUUAAAUUAGUGCUCCUAACCCUUUAGAUGUAACACAGCCUGAAAUUAGUGAUAUUACCUCAAAAUGUUUAACCUGCUAACUACUGUCUUGAGGUUGCUGGAAUGGAGACCAAUAUAAGUUGAUAUGUUGAGCAUUUUUUUUUUAAAUGCUAGGAUUUACUUUCACUUUAAAUAGGUAAGGUAGGAAUUUUAUGAGAUAAAUAUAAAUUUUUGAUCUUUGCUGCAGCACUCGUUGGAAAGUUGCAUAAAAAUGCUUAUUGCUGCCAGUAAGGGUAGCCCGGCGGAGAAAUGGAGAAGAGGGCUAUUUGACCCCCACUUUAUGGGAGCGUUGGUAGGCUCCGCUGUGGGGUGGAGGAUGAUAGGAGGAGUUAAAUACUCCUCCCCAGCUUGAAGUUGCAGUUGCAGAGUUAGGAGCAGCACGGAAGGGGGAAGUUUUCCCGCCCUCCCUCUCCAGGAAUAGAGGUUAGGAUGGUUGUCGCAGCUACGGCGGGGUGCUUGCUGUGAUCUAUUGAGGCUUACGCCUGAUGGAUAGUGGCUGGUGCUUCUGUCGGUAACAGAAAGUGGAAAUGGAUGGAGGACGCCCCGCCCCUUAAAAGGGGUGGGGGCUUAUGGAGAGGUUAAAAGAUAAAGCAAGCACUGGGUGGAUUGUGGAAAUAAGAGGUUAAUUUUGUUGAUAAUGUUUAACUUGUGUUAUUGGUUAA